Molecule: messenger RNA, 2952 nt
Organism: Prosopis cineraria
Lineage: Eukaryota; Viridiplantae; Streptophyta; Magnoliopsida; Fabales; Fabaceae
Product: CBL-interacting serine/threonine-protein kinase 12
Exons: 2
Coding region: 219-1694 (491 amino acids)
Biological process (GO): protein phosphorylation; signal transduction
Molecular function (GO): ATP binding; protein kinase activity
Source: RefSeq, a predicted model, not a curated record
AUCCUCUCUUAUAAGCGCAUCUCUUGGCUUCUCUCUCGAUGGCCAAGUGUUUGUUUCUUUAUUAAGCCGAGAAAAGCCCCUCCACAAAUCAUAACCACAACAGCUCCAAUGGUGGAGGCCUAUCACUAGAAAACACCUCCGUCCGUUUCUCUCUCUCUUUUUCCUCCAACAAUCAUUCCAGCUUUCAAUUUUGAACUCCACAUCCCUAGCCGCCAUCAAUGGCCGACGCUGUCUCCAGCAAGGCCUCCACUAGCGGCUCCAACAAGAAGUUCGGCGCAAAUAGCCUCUUGCUGGGUCGCUUCGAGGUCGGCAAGCUCCUCGGCCAUGGCACGUUCGCUAAGGUCUACCAUGCCCGCAAUGUUCAAACCGGCGAAGGGGUCGCCAUCAAGGUCAUUGAUAAGGAGAAGAUCCUCAAGAGCGGCCUCGUCGCUCACAUCAAGCGCGAGAUCUCCAUCCUCCGACGCGUCCGACACCCCAACAUCGUUCAGCUCUUCGAGGUCAUGGCCACCAAGACCAAAAUCUAUUUUGUGAUGGAAUAUGUUCGUGGGGGUGAGCUGUUCAAUAAAGUCGCUAAAGGGCGACUGAAAGAGGAAAGUGCCAGGAAAUACUUUCAGCAACUUAUCUCCGCCGUCGGAUUCUGCCACGCGAGAGGGGUAUUUCAUAGGGAUCUCAAGCCUGAAAACUUGUUGCUCGACGAAAAUGGGGAUCUCAAGGUGUCUGAUUUUGGAUUGAGCGCUGUCUCCGAUCAAAUUCUGCCAGAUGGUUUGUUCCACACAUUUUGCGGGACUCCUGCUUACGUCGCCCCUGAGGUAUUGGCUAGAAAGGGUUACGAUGGGGCCAAGGUUGAUGUCUGGGCUUGUGGGGUUGUUCUGUUUGUUUUGAUGGCUGGGUACUUGCCUUUCCAUGACCAGAAUAUCAUGGCAAUGUAUAAGAAGAUUUACAGGGGUGAGUUCAGAUGUCCCAAGUGGUUUUCAUCCGAUCUCACUCGACUUGUCACGCGUCUCCUUGAUACCAACCCGCAAACCCGAAUUUCCAUUCCGGAGAUUAUGGAGAACCGGUGGUUCAAGAAAGGGUUCAAACAGAUAAAGUUCUAUGUGGAGGAUGAUAAGCUUUGUAAUAUUGACGAUAAGAUGGACAAGAUAGAGGAUAUAGAAUCGAUGUCGGACUACUCCGUAUCAGAAUCUGAUUCGGAGGUAGAGACCAGAAGAAGAAAUGCUUCGCUGCCGAGACCUGCGAGCUUGAAUGCAUUUGACAUAAUAUCAUUUUCUCCUGGUUUUGAUCUUUCUGGGUUGUUUGAGGAGAAGGGGGAUGAGGCGAGGUUUGUGUCUGGUGCACCAGUUUCAAAGAUCAUAUCAAAAUUGGAGGAAAUUGCCAGACUGGUCAGCUUCACUGUGAGGAAGAAAGAUUGCAGAGUAAGCUUGGAGGGUUCGAGAGAAAGCGCAAAGGGGCCAUUGACAAUUGCUGCAGAGAUAUUUGAAUUAACACCGUCUUUGGUGGUGUUGGAGGUCAAGAAAAAAGGAGGGGAUAAAACAGAAUAUGAACAAUUCUGCAACGCUGAAUUGAGACCUGGAUUACAGAAUUUGAUGACAGAGGAACCUGCUACUUCUUCCCAGAUACCUAGUAUAGCUACUGAACCGCCUCAACUACCUAUUGAUAUUGAUCCUCCACAUUACAUGCCUUCAGAUACCGAAUAGGUUGUAAAGAGUGGUACAGCAGAAGAGAACGGGCCUCAUUCUUCAAUCCGGUCAUUCGUAGUUUCAAUAUAUGGAAAGCAUUAUCACACUCUACAGCUAGAUAGAUCAUGGGCAUAUUCAAACCUUAAUGAUGAUAACAGCUCCAGGUGAUUCAACCCCAAUAAGUUUGACAACGAGGAAGGAUUAUAAAGGUCAAUAAAAUAUUCACGCACUUAGAACAUGUCUAGCUUUGUGGUUUUCUUCUUUAAAGAAGUGAAUCAGGAUGCAAAGAAGAAUGCAGAGACAGUAGAGCUCAAGGUUCUGACUAUGGUAAAAACUAAAAGUCUUGUCUAGUCUUGGGUUCUUCUGAUGAAAGACGAGCCUCACAAGAUUGAAAAGCCUUAGAAUGUGAAGAUCCUUGUGCAUAUGAUGGAACGAUUGUAGGUCAAAAGGGGGAGAGAGACAGUUUUAGGGUCACUAAUGUCUUACCGCCCUAAUGUCCCGUGUAAUGGCUCUCAAACCAUUCAAUUUUGAUUUAUUUUCUUUGAAAAAUUGUAAGAAAUACAAAAAGUCGUCAUGUCAUGUUUGAAAGAUAUUAAAAUCUCUCAUUUUAUGGAAAAAUAAUGACCAAGUUAAAAAAGGAAAAUAAAUUUGAGAGUUUAGAUAUCACAAGAGGCAUUAAAGGGUGAGGCAUUAGAGGCUUUAAGUCAAAGACGGACUUGUGAACUAGUGAUGGCCACCAAUUCAAGAAAUCCUCCAAGUGAUUUAUCUGGUCCUACAUUCCAGUAGGGUUCGUCUGAGAGCCAAACAGUUGAUGACAAUAUGUAAUAAGCAUAACAGAUAGCAUAGUUGAAGUGAGGGCCACUUGGGACUUGUCUUAGAACCGGGAAACCUGCUGAGCAUUGUCUAAAUCUUAGGGAUGAAAUGACUGACAUUAUAUUGCAGGUGAGAGUGCAGAGAUUUUAGCAAAGAUGUGUGUAAUGGAUUAGGGAGACCUUUUUUUUUUUGGGGUCAAUUUUUCUUCCACGCAUGGGAUCGGAGAACCAAGAAUCAAAUACAAACCACAAAUUGGAUUGAUGAACUCUUUGGCGCUCUCUGAUUGAAUUUGAGUGGAAUGAAGAAUUUCCUGGAGACCUUGGAAAAUUUCUUGUAGUUUAACUUACUCUUCUUUAUUCUCCAAAAAAAAAAAAAACCUACAAGUGUUGAUAAUUUUCUUAUGAAAUUUCAGAUAUGUAUUUUUAUUCUAAAAAUACUGCAAUCAAAUGAUAUUUCCCCUUAA